ACUCAAAGCGCUCUCAUAGCAUCUUUUCAUUUUGAGGUUGAGUUGAAGCUUUUGCAACAAUGGCGGAACCAUUAAGCGGAGGGAGCCACGAUCUCGAGCAGACCUUGAAGCCCUUCUAUCAAAGAGCCUCCGAAGCCGAGGAUCGUUUGUCGAGACUAGAAGCUGCGCUUUUGAGUAAGAAAGAUGCCCACGACGAGGAACAUCUUAAAACGAUAAGCGAACUCCAGUCGAAGCUAGACAGCGCAAAUGAAGCGCUAAUCGCAGAACAGAAAAAGGCUGAGAUGGUUGCUGCAGAAAAUGCAAAGCUCCAGUAUCGCAUACUCCAUCUUGUGAGGGCAGCAAGGGGAACACAUUAAAAAGUUGGAGCAAAAAUUCAUUUGACUUUUUUCUAAUUUCCCUUACAAUUUACAAACGUUUUGGAAGGCCAUUGUUGAGAUAGUUAGUUCAAGAAUUUGAAUGAAAUUUUUUUUAGACCACAAAUUGGGAGAUGAAAUUGGGGGUAACCUC
Molecule: messenger RNA, 507 nt
Organism: Cucurbita maxima (winter squash)
Lineage: Eukaryota; Viridiplantae; Streptophyta; Magnoliopsida; Cucurbitales; Cucurbitaceae
Exons: 4
Coding region: 60-356 (98 amino acids)
Source: RefSeq, a predicted model, not a curated record